AUGCGCGCGAUCGUCAGAAGCGGGGAAAAGCGGCGCGUCCCCAAGCGGGUUGCAGCGCUUUGCGUCAAGCCAACUGCACCGCUCUUCCCAGCAGGCCGGUCGCAGAGCCGCAUUGCUCCCACCCUUCACCAGCAACCUCCCGCGCCGCUCUGGGGAAGGAUUCAGGCGGUCACCGAAACAAUGAGCAGCAGCACGUUCAGCCCCGCUUCCAGCGGCAGCGCCGCAUCAGCCUCGUCGUCGCGCCGAUCCGACGCCCAGCAGACGCUGGAGGCCUAUCUGCAGGACGGCGCGCGGUCGUACCGGCCCCCAAUCGACGCAUGGCAGGACAGCACCGCCGGAUUCACUGAGCGUAUCGCCACCAAUUACUCCUUGCCGCAGGCUGCCCACAGCCUUCAUUACGCCGAAGUCGACCACCAAUACCCGUACCCGACCUCCAUCUCGCUCAGCAAGAGCUCCAUGGCGCCCUCGCAGACGCAGCCCCCACAGGUCCAUAACCGCGCCCCAUCCACUGUCGCCUCAGCCUCGCGCUACUCGUCGUGCGGCCCGCCCUCGCUCGUCUACGACGACCACACCUCGUACGCCGAGUCAUCCGUCGACACCGAGUACGGCAAGAUCGUGCAGGGCGUGCGCCUGCUGGAGCCCGACGUCGACGGCGCCCUGGUGCAGCCGCAAGUGAGCACCGCCCCGGUCUACGAGUGUACCUUCAAUUUCCUCGGCUGCCGCUUCAUGACGCCCGACGAGGCCGACUGGCGCCUGCACAACCUCAGCCACUUCCACGGCAACGUCCCGCCGCGCUCCGUCGCCUGCCCGCUCUGCGACUUUGGCUUCGACGCCGACGACGGCCGCACCGCCUGGGAGGCGCGCAUGAGCCACCUGGCCGCCCACGUCCGCAUGGGCGAGACGCUGGCCACCUCGCGCCCGGACUUCAAGCUGUUUCGCUACCUGUGGCAGAAGCGCAUCAUUGACGACGCCGAGUAUAAGGAAUUGAACGGCCGCGGCACCCUGGCCGCGCGCUCUCAUCCUGAGGAUCCGUCGCAUACCACCGAGGGGCCUCGUUUUGACGAGCGGCGAAGGCGUGUGCCACGGUACCCUCGACCUAACAGAAUGUACUGA
Messenger RNA from Lasiodiplodia theobromae, 1113 nucleotides. Its product is annotated as Zinc binding protein. Lineage: Eukaryota; Fungi; Ascomycota; Dothideomycetes; Botryosphaeriales; Botryosphaeriaceae. The record is from RefSeq and is a predicted model, not a curated record. The transcript is spliced from 3 exons. The coding region runs from base 1 to 1113 and encodes 370 amino acids.